This is a messenger RNA of Plasmodium cynomolgi strain B, 1602 nucleotides long. RefSeq lists its product as hypothetical. Lineage: Eukaryota; Apicomplexa; Aconoidasida; Haemosporida; Plasmodiidae. Bases 1 to 234 code for a protein of 77 amino acids. The record is from RefSeq and is a predicted model, not a curated record. The transcript has 6 exons.
AUGAUAGACACCAUUCUGAAAAUCUUUUUAGGGAAGUAUUUUGAACCAUGCGACAAAAAUUUUCUAACUGUGAAUAUGAAUGCAGGAAUUGAAAUUAGAAACAUCAUAAUAAAGAACGACGAAAUUAAUCACUUUUUAAAGAGUAAAAACAUAGACGUAGAAAUAGUCUACUUAAAAAUUGAAAGAAUUAAUAUCAGUUUCGUAACUCUGUCAGGCAUGCUAACUGUAAAAUGAAUGAUGAUAAUAAUAAUAAUAGAAGUAGUAAUAAUUUUUUCUCUUUUUUCCUUUUUUUUUUUUUCCGUCCUUGGAACCAACCCAAUCGACUCGCAGCUCAAAUUGCAAGGUGUGGAUUUAAGACUGAAGCCACACAUACAUAGGAACACCUCCAAGGGAAUUAAAAAUAAGCUGAUGAACCUGUUAAGACGUAAUGAAGGCGGGGGUAAUCGAGAGGGAAUAAGUGACACGGCGAAAAAUAAAAAGAAGGAUCAACAUGGUCAUGUCAACCUCGAAACCCCCCAAGGGGCAAACAAAACCCUCUGCUGCUGCUGCGAAAGCUACCAAGAUGUGCAGGACAGUCUCUGCUGCUACAACAACGUCAGCAAAAUUAAAACUUAUAUAUGCAAAGAUUGCUCUGUUUUGAAGGACCAAAAUGAUGAGGCACAUUUGGCAUUUCUUAAGAAGAAAGUCGCUUUGGAGAAAGCACACCGGCAUGCUUUCGGUGCAGCAAGCAGAAGAGUUGUGAUCACGUCCAACUGUGUCCCCACUACUGCUACUUCCGCUGUGGGGCCGGAUUUAAAGGCCAAAAGAUGUAGAACCCUUCACCUGAACAGUGCAGAACGGGUUAAGCACUACGAUGAUAUGGGGCAGUUUCUAUACAAAAGUGUGAUGGGGAGAAACCACACGAGGGGUAGUAUGCAAGCCGAAUCGGAAGACCAUGUCUUUGUUAAAGAACUCGUGGAGAAGCAGACCUCCAGGGAUUGUGCCCCCCAUUGGGAAAAUCUAAGUCAUAUGAACAAAGCCAGCGUGGCACACGACACAAGUGCAACAUACGCACUUAAGAGAUUGAACACCCCCCUUCAUCAUUAUUCUUCUCAAAUGGGAAAAAGUGAGCAAGUCCACGUGAAUGCUUCAAAUGGGACGCAACAUAAUCCCAGUGCUUGUAAGCAGAAAUUGAGGGGUAACCAUUCGGAUGGUAGGCAGUUGCGGCAGGGCGUGCAUGUGAACAUAGGCAUGUAUGCUGCUGGAGAAGUGCUCAAUGGUGUGAAGAAUCACCAAGACAAGAACCCUCCGCGUGGCAGCUGUGACGAAUUACGUAACGCCCAUUCAAAAUUAAAGGGAAAAGAAAAUCUCAGCAAAUUUCACAUAUAUGACGACCACAUGGGGGAUGACGUUUACCAGAGAAGCAGCAAAUUAACUGAUCAUGCAGGGGUAGGUUCCCGGGAGGAGAACGACCCCCGCGGGAGUUACCAUAAUGGAGGUGUGCCGUGCAGGUGCCAUCCACUGAGUAAUAAAUGCAUGAGUAUGCUAUACUCAAACAACGGGAUGAGUAGCAACAAUUGUAUGAGGAUAAAAAUCGACCACGUUUGUAGCGCAAAAUUGUGA